Ipomoea nil (Japanese morning glory) is the source of this 636-nucleotide messenger RNA. RefSeq lists its product as uncharacterized. The transcript is spliced from 3 exons. Bases 152 to 394 code for a protein of 80 amino acids. The record is from RefSeq and is a predicted model, not a curated record. Lineage: Eukaryota; Viridiplantae; Streptophyta; Magnoliopsida; Solanales; Convolvulaceae.
CAAUAGUUAAAGGGAACAAAAGUUAGUAAACGUUUACACUCGGCUAAGGUCGAAAAGCCUAAAUUCCACCAUUUACCACACUCCUCACUGAUCAACUCUAGGGUUUCAUUCCCCUUACCAGAGUCGAAAUCGGAGGAAGAGGUAGAAGAAGAUGCCGCUAAGCGCGACGGUGGUGGGAGCCCUACUGGGAUUGGGCACCCAGAUGUACUCCAAUGCCCUCCGCAAACUCCCUUACAUGCGCCAUCCGUGGGAGCAUGUGUUGGGGAUGGGAAUCGGAGCGGUUUUCGCCAAUCAGAUGGUCAAAUGGGAAGUCAAAGCUCAAGAAGACCUUGACAAAUUGCUGUUAAAGGCGAAGGAAGCCAACGAGCGCCGUUACUUUGAUGAUGAAGAUUAAUGCUGGGCACCACACUUAACAAAGAAUAAGGUGUGCCUAGUGGCUUGAGCUGUGUGUUAUGUAGACAAUUUUUUUGGCUCGACCAGUCUACUCUUUUCGUAAGAUUGUUUUUUUAUGAUGUUAUUUUGAAAUGGAUUAUUUAAUCCAUGCCAGAAUAAUAAAAGAUCCACAUCACCUCUAAAACUGACUUUUUGUUUUUUUGGCCAUUGCUGAUAAUGAACAAACUUUAUUUCCUCUUGGAA